UGGAGUAAACUUCAUCAAGUAACAAAUUACUUUGAGCAGCCACUAUAAAAAUAUUUAUCAGGCAAUUGAACCUUCAUAGUCACUACUGCAUAGUCUCCAUUUCUUCUAGGAAGAACAUGAAAGCCAUCAUUAUUUGUGUGCUUGUAACUCUGGUCUCUAUCUCCAAUGCUAAACCACAGUACAACUACAAUGAAGAAUCUGAGUUACUCAUGACACUGGAUGGAAGGAUAAGUGGAAUGAAGAGUCGAAUGGGAAAAGACAUAGUGAUAGGAGGACUAGCCUAUGUACAUGAAAGCGCCAAUGGAAAGUGUUUGGAGACAAUUCUACAGCACAAUCAUGUAGAGAGUUUGGAAGCACUCCUAUAUGCCAUUGAUGUCAUUAACUCUGAUCCCAAUAUCCUACCUAACUUAACACUAGGGUAUGAUAUAAGAGACACCUGUGGCAGUGAAAAUGUAGGCUUAGAUGAAGCCAUUGAUAUUAUCUACUCAAAUGGUCAGAUUGAGAUAGAGAGCUGCAGUGCUGAGUUUGAUAAUGAUACACAGACACCAGUGUCAGCAGUUAUUGGAGCAAUCAAUAGUCCUGUCACUAUAUCAGUUGCUGGUCUCUUCAGGUACUUCAAAAUACCUCAAGUGAGUUUUUCGUCUACAUCAACACUGCUUAAUAAUCGUGAGUCCUAUCCAUAUUUCUUUCGUACCAUACCAGGAGACAAUCAUCAAGUCCAGGCAAUGAUAGACUUGAUACUUCAUUUCAAAUGGGAUCAUGUAUCAACACUCUACUCUAGCAACAGAUACGGUCAACCAGCAAUAAAUGCAUUCCACAAAUUAGCUAACGAGAAAGGAAUUUGCUUAGACAUUAGUGAGAGUUUAGAAGAGAAAUCAGAUUAUGACAGCAUAGCAUCUAAACUGUAUAACUCUACAGCUAAUGUUGUUGUAUUAUUCAAUGCUCUUGCUGUCAUGACCAUAAGGUUUCCGAUAAACUUCAAUGAAGCGAAAUAUGUUGCAUUUGCGACCUUCUCCCUUGUUCUGACCUGGUUCUUCUUCAUGCUUGCUUUUAUUGUAAGUCAGAACACUCCCUAUCAAGGAGCUGCCCUAUCAACUGCAAUACAAUCACUGCUGCAUAGGAAGAACAUGAAAGCCAUCAUUAUUUGUGUGCUUGUAGCUCUGGGCUCUAUCUCCAAUGCUAAACCACAGUACAGCUACAAUAAAAAAUCUGAGUUACUCAUGACACUGGAUGGAAGGAUAAGUGGAAUGAAGAAUCGAAUUGGAAAGGACAUAGUGAUAGGAGGACUAGUCUAUGUACAUGAAAGCGCCAAUGGAAAGUGUCUGGAGACAAUUGUACAGCACAAAAGUGUAGAGAGCUUGGAAGCACUGCUAUAUGCCAUUGAUCUCAUUAACUCUAAUCCCAAUAUCCUUCCUAACUUAACACUGGGGUAUGAUAUAAGAGAUACCUGUGGCAGUGAAAAUGUAGGCUUAGAUGAAGCCAUUGAUAUCAUCUACUCAAAUGGUCAGAUUGAGAUAGAGAGCUGCAGUUCUGAGUUUGAUAAUGAUACACAGACACCAGUGUCAGCAGUUAUUGGAGCACUCAUUAGUCCUGUCACUAUAUCAGUCGCUGGUCUCUUCCGCCUUUUCAAAAUGCCUCAAGUUAGUUUCUCCUCUACUUCUUCAAUACUCAAUAAUCGUGAUUUUUACCCAUAUUUCUUUCGUACCAUACCACCGGAUGAUCAUCAAGUCCAGGCAAUGAUUGACCUGAUACUUCAUUUCAAAUGGGAUCACGUAUCAACACUCUACUCUAGCAACAGAUACGGUCAGCCAGCAAUAAAUGCAUUCCACAAAUUAGCUAACGAGAAAGGAAUUUGCUUAGACAUAAGUGAAACCUUAGAUGAGAAAUCAGAUUAUGACAGCGUAGCAUCCAAACUGUAUAACUCUACAGCUAAUGUUGUCGUAUUAUUUGCUUCACUAACAGACGUUCAGAGAAUUUUAGAUGCAGUUAAAAAAGUAUACGAGAAUAGUAACAACAAAAGAAGAUUCCUUUGGUUAGCCAGUGACAGUUGGUCAGAGAUAGAUGACUAUCAUGAAAUAACUAUUGGUAAGUGGGGGACAGCACCUUCUUCUCCAUUUGUCCCAGGAUUCAAUGAAUAUUAUUCAGAACUUAAUCCUAGCAGUAACAGACGCAACCCUUGGUUUGAAGAGUUCUAUCAACUUUAUAAUCCCAACUGUAGUAAUAAUAGUACUACUGGCAAUUGUUCUACAAGCAUAACACAAAAUGCUAGUUAUGUACAAGAUUCAUUUGAUGCUCUAGCUAUUGAUGCAGUAUACACCAUUGCCAAUGCUUUUGAUGCUUUCUUUAAAGAAAACUGUAAAUUUCCAUUAGUUUGGUACCCACAAAAUAGAAGCUGCAUUGGAAACAAUAGCAAUGAUACUACUCUAACUGGAGAAAAACUGAAAGAUUACAUUCAAAGGACAAAUUUUACAAGCUUUACCCAAACUAUUGUCAAUUUUGACAGUGAAGGUAACAUUGAAGGUAAAUAUAAAAUAUUGAACUAUCAAUUAAACAAAUCAGCUGAUUGUAAUGAAAAGUGUAUAGCUUUAAAAGAGGUGGGUACUUGGGACGGAAGCUUAUCAAGCAACCGGCUUCAAUUAUCUUCUGACAUUGAACAGCAAUUUGGUAUUGAUAAAGCAGGCAAUAUCAUCACAGCUUUAGAAUCAAAUUGUCAAAGUUGUAGUCCUGGGUAUUUUAAGAGGGUAGUAACGUCAUCAUUGUUAAUAGUCGUAGUUUCAUUGAUAGUAGCUCCUCCUGAAGCCAAUCGAACUAUACAGUAUAACGAAGUAAAUCAUAAUUCUCAUCCAGAGCUGAUUGUUACCUGCAGUUCGCCCCAUGUUGCCUUUAUUGUCUUACAAAUGAUUUAUUUCUCUGGCCUUCUCAUUGCUAGCAAUGCUCUUGCUGUCAUGACCAUAAGGUUUCCGAUAAACUUCAAUGAAGCGAAAUAUGUUGCAUUCGCGACCUUCUCCCUUGUUCUGACCUGGUUCUUCUUCAUACUUGCUUUCAUUGUAAGUCAGAACACUCCCUAUCAAGGAGCUGCCCUAUCAACUGCAAUACAAGUGAGUUCAGUGGCAGUUCUCCUCAGUCUUUUUGGUCCAAGAGUGUUUAUUAUGAUAGUAUGGCCCCAUAGGAAUGCUGAAAGACACUCAUCUGUUGUAUCAAAAAUCAUGCCACUUGGAACACAAAACCGCACUUCUAUUAUGCCAUCAGAUGAUAACAAAAUUGCAAGCAAUAAAAAGAAUAAUGACACUGAAGAAUAA
Amphimedon queenslandica is the source of this 3299-nucleotide messenger RNA. Its product is annotated as metabotropic glutamate receptor-like. Lineage: Eukaryota; Metazoa; Porifera; Demospongiae; Haplosclerida; Niphatidae. Gene Ontology annotation, biological process: G protein-coupled receptor signaling pathway. Gene Ontology annotation, cellular component: membrane. The transcript is spliced from 4 exons. The record is from RefSeq and is a predicted model, not a curated record. The coding region runs from base 117 to 3299 and encodes 1060 amino acids. Gene Ontology annotation, molecular function: G protein-coupled receptor activity.